UGCUCGGAACCGCGGCGGAGCGCCGCGCAGCGAUCAAGGGGGAAACGAAAGGGAUGAUUCCUCAGGGCUAAAUUCGUUAGAUAUUAGUAUUACAUCAUUUGCUAUGAUCGGAUAUGUUUGCACUUUCAUGCUUGAUUUUGCAGGUGUGGGUGAAGCUGAUGGCUCGAAUUGCAAAGCCGCCCCUGCUUGCACGCGAUGUGCUCGGUGAAAUGCCCCUGGGACGCACAGCCAGAAGUUAUCUUCGGUCAUUUGCGCAUUGCAAGUUGUACUACAAAAGGAACUGCUUCAGUAGCAGCUUUUCAGCAGCUUCACGAUCGUUUUCUGGAUGUGGGCAAUCGGCUCAACCAUAGGUGCUCCAUGCCGUGAAAGGAUAUGUAAAAUUUCUAUAAAAUGGAUCAGGAACUCUUCUGACAUUGAAUACUUGCACAUCAUCGAAUGUGGUUAAUGUGAUGAUCCAUGUGCUGAUGGGAUGUUCAAGUAGCUGGUUUGUGUCCCUCACCUUGUCUGUCAACACUGUAGAGUUUCUUCACCAUAUCAAUUUUGAGGUAUUUCAGAUUAUUUUUCUUUGGGUUGUGUCAUACUUAGUGGAGACAGUGGGGAUAUCCAGGCAGGGAAUCUGAAGAGCAUGUAACUUCUACUCACUCGCAUAAAAAAAUCAGUACCUAAUCUUUUACUGCCUGCUUAUCUGAUGAGAUUUGGACUCAGUAAACUCCUCUAAAAUAUUAUACAAAGUAAACCAUUUCAAUUAUUCAGCUCAGUAGGCAAAACAAUGAGGCUGGCUUUAGCAAAAGGGGUUGACCAGGAAUGCUGUCAAAGAGCAGAAUGUCCGUUUCAGCAUUGCUUGCUUGCAAAUUAUGUGUUUACAUGGGUGAGCAGGAGCAGCAGAAGGCAGGUGGUGGUGGUGGUGGUGAUCAGAACCCCAGCCACUGCAUUGUGCUGGAUGGGCCCAUCAUCGUCGGCGCCGGCCCGUCGGGGCUCGCCGUGGCGGCGACGCUCCGGCAGCACUCGGUGCCGUUCACCAUCCUGGAGCGCUCCGGCGGCGUCGCCGACCUGUGGACGAACCGCACCUACGACCGCCUCCGCCUCCACCUCCCCAAGAUGUUCUGCGAGCUCCCCCACGUCGGCUUCCCGCCGGACUUCCCCACCUACCCGACCAAGCACGACUUCCUCGGCUACCUCCACUCCUACGCCGCCCGCUUCGCCAUCGCCCCGCUGCUCCGCCGCACCGUCACGCGCGCCUGGUACGAUGAGCCGGUGUCGCUGUGGCGCGUGACAACAACAACUACGACGACGACGACGUCAGCGGCGGCGUCGGAGUCGGCAGCGUCCGUCACCGAGUACGCGUCGCCGUGGCUGGUGGUGGCGAGCGGGGAGAACGCGGAGGUGGUGGUGCCCAAGGUGAAGGGGAGGGAGAGGUUCGCCGGGGAGGCGCUGCACUCGAGCGAGUACCGGAGCGGGGAGAGGUUCAGGGGCAUGAGGGUGCUGGUCGUCGGCUGUGGCAACUCCGGCAUGGAGAUGUGCUUGGACCUCUGCGAGCAUGGCGCAAUGCCUUUCAUGUCAGUCAGAAGUGGUGUGCAUGUUCUACCGAGGGAGAUGUUUGGGGCCUCGACAUUUGGUAUAGCCAUGAAGCUACUGAGAUGGCUGCCCAUCAAGAUUGUGGAUAGGUUUCUACUCCUUGUUGCAAGGAUGGUUCUGGGAGACACCGAGAAGUAUGGUCUCAAGAGGCCCAAACUGGGCCCUUUGGAGAUCAAGAACGUCACCGGCAAGAGCCCUGUUCUCGACGUGGGAGCAUGGUCCUUGAUCAAAUCAGGAAACAUCAAGAUAGUACCGGAGGUGGAGUCAUUCAGCGGCAGCGGGGCGAGGUUCGUGGACGGCAGCGAGAUGGCGUUCGAUGCCGUCAUCUUCGCCACCGGCUACAGAAGCAAUGUCCCCUCCUGGCUCAAGGAGGACGGCGAGUUGUUCACGGAGGACGGCAAGGCGAGGAGGGCACGGUGCCCUAGCAGCAGCGGCAGCGAUGACUGGAGCUCAUGGAGGGGCCCAAGGGGGCUCUACCGCGUGGGAUUCUCCGGGCGGGGCCUGCUCGGCGCUGGAGCAGACGCGCUGGGAGCUGCCGCCGACAUCGCCGGGAGGUGGCAGGAGGCGCAGCAGGCUACAGGCGCCAACAUCUCCUCGGUGUAGCGCACAGGACGGACGCCGCUGCCAUGCCAUGCCUAAUGCAUUUUGAAACCAUGGCCGGCGUCCGUUUUGCGUUUUGCAAUGUUGCACGUACGCCCCAGCCUCAGCUCAUGUGUGUGUACUACCUUAGCUAGAUUGUGCGAUCGAUGCAACCCCGGCUUGUGACCGGCCGGCUGAUGGCGCCGCUGUUCGUGAGCAGAUGCACAGGUGUGUGUGCAUGCAUGGGAGGAGGAGGGGUACGCUGUGUGUGUGUGUGUGUGUGUGUGCAGUGCAGAUGGGUGUUGCGACAAAGUUUUGCAUAGGAUGUUGCUUGUCUGAAUGCGCCCCAUGCAUGCAAAUGCGACGCAGAUACGGCUGAAAGAGUGCAGGCGUUUUUCUUCUUUUUUUUUUUUUGUUCUGUUCGUCCAGGGGCGCAGGCCGUGCUGAUGUCUGCAUUACGUACGUACCAAUUCCAA
Molecule: messenger RNA, 2630 nt
Organism: Oryza brachyantha (malo sina)
Lineage: Eukaryota; Viridiplantae; Streptophyta; Magnoliopsida; Poales; Poaceae
Product: indole-3-pyruvate monooxygenase YUCCA8
Exons: 8
Coding region: 805-2178 (457 amino acids)
Biological process (GO): auxin biosynthetic process
Molecular function (GO): N,N-dimethylaniline monooxygenase activity; flavin adenine dinucleotide binding; NADP binding
Source: RefSeq, a predicted model, not a curated record